UGUUUCAGCGCUGAGUGAUUUGGGGGUGGACUGUGUCUAGUUGCUAACAUCAAUGUAGAAAUCGUUUUGAACGCAGGGGGAGGAGUGAGUUGGAACGGCAUCGUUUUCAUGUCGUAUUUUCAACAAUGCGCUGCACACAGAAUGGAGCCAGCUCAGCAAUAGGAAACUCUCUGAAAGCCACGCAAAACUGAGGCUAGAUCUUACCCCUGGAACUGCGAACUGACUUCCCGUCCCUCGUGGUGUACCCAGGAUCUGUACAAAUAGAAAACUCUCUCUGGUUUCUGGUGUCAGGAAUCCCAGAUGCUUCAAACACAUGGGAGUGGUCGGAGUCUGGAGCACACUGAUCGUGGAGGCAGAUAAGAUAAGUAUAUAAGCUUUGGUUCUGUUGUUAGAGAGACUCUGAAGCCUUGUGUGAUGAUAAAAACCAAAAGAACUGCGGAUGCUGUAAAUCAGGAACAAAAACAAAGUUGCUGGAAAAGCUCAGCAGGUCUGGCAGCAUCUGUGGAGGAGAAAACAGAGUUAACGUUUCGGGUCCAGUGACCGUUCCUCAGAUACCAACAGCAAGUCAGAGUCCUUGUGUGAUGAUAUUUUGGUGACUAACCACUCUGUAAGGAAUAUAUACAAAUAAUCAAUGGGCCAGAUUUCAUUCUAGGAUCUGACUUGUCUAGCAGUACCAUCCUAACAGAAAACGGGAAGGAGUUUGGUCAUAGAACUGACCCUUCUGCUCAAGAACUUCCUGCCGGUUCUGCCUUGCUGCGUGCGAAUUCAGGAUCUGGGAAGUGACUCUCUGCUUUGGCUGAUUGUGAAUUGAGACAAUGCCUCCUGCAGCCGGAGGGCCACAGGGUUACAUGCCCCCAGACGGAGGGUGGGGUUGGGCCGUGGUGCUGGCCUCCUUCAUCUCCAUCGGAUUCUCCUACGCUUUUCCCAAAGCCAUCACUGUCUUCUUUAAGGAAAUUAAGGAUAUCUUCCAUUCCACAGACAGCCAGGUGUCAUGGAUCUCCUCCAUAAUGUUGGCAGUGAUGUACGCUGGAGGUCCCAUCAGCAGUGUCCUGGUGAAUAGGUAUGGCAGUCGGCCUGUGGUACUAUUGGGUGGUCUACUGGCCAGCUCGGCAAUGAUCAUCGCCUCAUUCUGCAAGAGUAUUGUGCAGCUUUAUUUCUGUAUAGGAGUCAUCGGGGGGCUGGGACUUGCCUUCAACCUGCAGCCAGCGCUGACCAUGAUCGGGAAGUAUUUCUACAAGAAGCGCCCCUUGGCCAAUGGGCUGGCAAUGGCAGGAAGCCCAGUUGUCCUCAGCACACUGGCCCCUCUUAACCAGUAUCUCUUUGACAAUUACUCGUGGAGAGGAGGCUUCCUGAUCCUGGGGGCUAUCUUACUCAACUGCUGUGUGGCUGGAUCUCUGAUGCGUCCGAUAGGCCCUAAGUGGAGCAGUGGAUCCAAACAGCCAGUAGAUGCCAAGGGUGAGGCUGGUGUGAACUCUGAUCUUAUGACCGGCAAAGCCAAGGAAAAGGAAAAGCUCAACAUCUUCAAAACCAUUAGCAAAUACCUGGAUUUGUCGCUCUUCAAACACAGAGGUUUCCUGAUCUACCUGUCUGGCAACGUCAUUAUGUUCUUUGGAAUGUUUGCACCCCUGGUCUACUUGUCCACUUACGCCAAGCAUAUGGAAAUUGAUGAAUACAAAGCUGCCUUCCUCCUCUCCAUCCUGGCCUUUGUGGACAUGUUUGCUCGGCCAUCCAUGGGGCUUCUGGCCAACACCAAGUGGGUGAGGCCCAAGAUCCAGUACUUUUUCACCUUCUCCAUCUUCUACAAUGGCAUCUGCCACAUAAUGAUGCCGCUAGCAACUGAUUAUACCGGCCUGGUCAUCUACACCAUCUUCUUUGGGUUUGCCUUUGGUAUGCUGAGCUCUGUCCUCUUUGAGACCUUGAUGGACAUGGUCGGCGCACAGAGGUUCUCCAGUGCCGUGGGACUGGUCACCAUAGUGGAAUGCUGCCCUGUGUUGCUGGGACCUCCACUGUUGGAACAGAGUGACCAGAACUGGACACUACACUCCAGAAGAGGCCUCAUCAAUGUCCUGUACAACCUGAAAAUGACUUUCCCAACUCCUAUACUCGAAGGAUUGAGCAAUGAAGGUUUGCUGAAAGACGCGUACAAUGACUUCCGCUAUGUGUAUUUUGCGUGUGGAGCGGUGCUGAUCUUUGCGAGCAUCUUUCUGCUCAUCGGCAAUGCAAUCAAUUAUCACCUCCUUGCGAAGGAGAGGCAAGAAGAAGCAGAGAAAUCGAAACACGAGGCAACAAUUGACUUGAAUGAAACCAAACUUGAUAAUUCAUCUGUAGGGCAAAAAUGCCAAGAUGGGGCAGAGGAGCAGGACGUAGAAGUUUAAGGCUGAGAGGGGCAGUGUUUCGGUGCAUUUUAUGAUUCGCACCGGUCUUCCAUUUCACUCUAACAGACAGAUAUAUCAGGAGGGCUGCGGUGAGAGAUCAAUGGAGUGCCAAUUCCGGGGGAUAUUUACCAUGGGGCCAUAAUCAGUGUAGUCUUUGCCCCUCCCCCCAACCAACCAACUUCCAUUCAUCCCUCAUGUGCCUCCUAUCCCAUUGACCGCAACCUCCUUCACCUUGAAGUUGCCAAUGGGCCACCAUUAACCGCUGGGAGCAGCCAAAGAAAACACAUUUCACAGGGGCAUUAAAUAAUUCUGCAUUUUUAUUCUAUACUUUGCACAUUUUUAUUUGUAUUAGUGCUUAAAAAUAUUGGAGAUGGAGAUCAAUCGAUAUUUCAGUGCCCCAGGCACAAGUGAUCACAUUGAACCCUCCAGAAGCAUGUUGAAGCAGAGUCGGUGACACUAAUUUGCCACCAUUGUAAGUGGGAUGAGCAUGAGUUGGAUAAUCCUCUUGCUUUUGGGUGGACUUGGAAGGUACUGGGCCAUCCAAGGGAACAACAUGGUUGUGAUAUUUUAAGCAGCAAAAUGAGGAGAAAAUUCUUCACUCAAAGUGUUGUGGAGCUUUGCAGUUCAGUACCUCAGAGGGGUUGCGGUUCUCCAGGUCUGAUUACACAGGUGUAUUACAAGAGGUCACCUGCACAGAGAUGGGAAAAGAUUGCUGUAACAAACAAACACAUCUGGUUAGUGAAUAGAAUUCAAUCCAAUCAAGGGAAUAAUUUCUAAUUAAUUAUAAUCCUUGACCGAAUCAACUAGAACAAAAACAGAAAUUGCUGGAGAAGCUCAGCAGGUCUGUGAAGAGAAAGAAGAGUUAACAUUUCGAGUCCACUGACUUCUUCAGAACCAUAUUUCAGGGCAUGACAAUCAAUUCUCGUUUAACAUCCAGGUUUUCUUUAGUCUCCCAGGUCUAGGAUUGAAAACGUUAAUUCUGUUUCUCUCCUCACAGAUGCGGCCUGACCCGCUGAGUUUCUCCAGCAGUGUCUGUUUUUGAUUCAGAUUUCCAAAUGUUAUUUGCUUCAUUUUAGUCCUAAUUAAUUUGAGUUAGGUUUAGUGAAAGAUGUGAAUGAAUUAAUUGUGUUUCUCAAGUAUGAUGUUUUUGAUCCUCUCCCUACCGGUUAUUAAUUUCUAGAGUUCGCUGUUUGCUGUAGUGGGACUUGUACUUAAAGUCUUAGCAAUUGCUAGGCCACCACUAGAACAACCAGAUUAUAUGGAGUUUCCAGCAUGGAACCAGGCCAUUCAGCCCAACUGAUCUGUGCUGAUGUUUCUGCUCUGCAUGAUCCUUCUCCCUCACUUCAUCUCACUUGAUCAACAUUUCUGCCUAAACCUUCCUCCGUUACAUGUUUAACCAGCUUCUCAUAAAUUGUAUUCCUUCUACUCUUCCCUCCUGCACCCCACCCCAGCCAUCGAACCACGUUCUCCUAAUUCUUUUGAGUAAAGUUGUUUCUCCCGAGUUCCUUAUUAGCUUUGUUAGUGACUAUUACAUUCAUAGUCCCUAGUUUCUAUCUCCCUCACAAAUUGAAUUGUCUUCUAUAAUUUUUCCAUAUUCGGUCUUAUACAGAUACUAGAGAUGCUUCUUUGAUUUUCCUUUACAAGGUAACAGUGCCUAACAACGUCCAGCACUUUCUAAGAGGUAGCACGGUGGCUCGGUGGUUAACACUGCUGCUUCACAGCACCAGGGUCCCAGGUUCAAUUCCCUGCUGAGGCAACUAUCUGCAUGGAGCAUUAUCCCCAUGUCUGUGUGGGUUUGUGAUAAUGGGAAAUGCAGAUGCUGGAGAGUCCAAGAUAAUAAAGUGUGAAGCUGGAUGAACAAUGCAGGCCAAGCAUCAUCUCAGGAGCACAAAAGCUGACGUUUCAGGAAGGGUCUAGGCCCAAAACGUCAGCUUUUGUGCUCCUGAGAUGCUGCUGGGCCUGCUGUGUUCAUCCAGCUUCACACUUUGUUAUCUGUGUGGGUUUGCUCUGGUUUCCUCCCCUGAUUAGGGUGGAUUAGCCAUGUUAAAUUACCCAUAAUGUCCAUAGAUGUGCAGACUAGCACAUGGGUUAGCCGUGGUAAAUUCAGGAUUGUGGGUCUGGGUGGGACAGUCAGUGUGGAGUUAAUGGGCUCAGUGGUCUGCUUCUAUACAUUAGGGAUUCUAUCAUUCAUGAUUAGAAUAUCCAGUUUUGACAUCACCUUUUAAAAUCAUUUUUGUACAUUCUCCAGUGCCCCAUAUCCCUUCUGUAUUAUGAAGAUCAGAAAUGUUCACAGUUCAAGUGUGAUCUGAACUAAGGUUGUGUACAAAUUUUCCUGUUCUUAUAAAAGGCCAUAAGAUGAAUACUGUCCUGCUGGAAAUGAACCCACUGCUUGUUUUUUGUUUAUAUUUCAUUUCCUCAUUAUUGUAUUCACUGGGCUGUUUGGAAAUCUAGCUUUGAUCAAGAUCAGCAAUUGAGUAAGAGUGACUGUGAAAUAGUCAGAUUGUCAUAAAUAAUAUUCCUUUAGGGAAGGAAAUCUGCCGUCCUUACUGGAUCUGAGCCUGUGUACAACUCCAGCCCUUCAUGUGAUUAACUCAUAAACGAGCAAUGAUAAUCCGUUCUACCUAACUAUUUGUGAGUAAGGUUCAUUAGCACCUUCUGAGCAAUGGGUAAGAAAUGUCGGUGAAGCACAAUCCCUGAGUAGAGAUGUGCAGCCAGGACUGAAGGACAGAUGGGUCAGUGCAGUGCCAGGGAAGCAUCCUCAGGUGUGUCUUUCAUUAUGCUGUGCAAUAUUACAAGGAGCUUGGGCCACAUUUCCCUCUCCAUCACUCCACUCUCCCAUUUGUUGAACACGAGCUGCCUUGUGGGAUCCGGAGCUGGCGGAGUGGUGCUCCGUCUUAUCCACAGACUCAAUCUUUCAGCUCAAACUGAAAUGAUGGGUAACCAUCCUCAUCUACUGCAGGAGACAUCUGGGACUUGCAGAUUAUCUGGGAUAUCCCAAUUCCCACAUUCUGUCUGGGAUCUCCACAUUCCAAGUCUGCCGAGGAUCACCCCGUUCCCACAGUGUGCCUGGGAUCUCUCAAUUCCCACAAUAUAUCAGGAGAGACAAUGGCCUAGUGGUAUUAUCACUGGUGUGUUAAUCCAGAGACCCAAAUGUUGUUCUGGGGACCUGGGUUCAAAUCCCAUCACAGCAGAUGAUAGAAUUUGAAUUCAAUUGAUAUCUUGUUUUAAUGAUGACUGUGAAUACAAUGUCGAUUGUCAGGUAAAAACCCAUCUGGUUCAUUAAGGUCCUUUAGGGAAGGAAACUGCCAUCCUUACCUGGUCUGGUCCACAUGUGACUUCAGACCCACAGCAAUGUGGUUGACUCUUAGCUGCCCCUCUGGGGCAAUUAGGGAUGGGCAAUAAAUGCUGCCUGGCCAGCAAUGUCCCCCUUGAAUGAAUUUAAAAAAUCACCCAGCUCCCAUGGUCUGUCUGGGAAAGUGAUGUGUGACUGGAUGAUAUGCUGAACUUCAGGAAGUACUGAAUAAGGAUACUGUCGCAGGCAGCAUUCGCUGAUCUGUCCCCAAGGAACCCUUCACAGAAUCACAGACUUGUUCCAGUGCAGAAAGCCAUCCUGCCUGUACUGGUAUACACCCUCAUUUCCACUGUAGAGCCCAGUGUAUCCAUCAACAAGGGGCAGUGUUGUGGCAGCUACAGGCUAACAGCUGAUUGGAUACUCUCCAGACUUCUAUAUGCUCCUGAGGGGUGUACAUUAACUACCUCUUUCUUGGAAUCCAAACAGUUCCUUUGAGGAUGUCGAUUUAGUGUUGAACAAGUCAUUUUGACAAUCAAUUGUACUAUCUGUCCAAUAUUUCAGAGUGUGACAAUCAAUGUAGAUUUAUUUUUUGUUCUUGCCUUUAUAAAGCAGAAAUUGAAAUGUAAAAAUGAUGAAAGUGAUGUUGAAUUUGUGUCAAGUAUUGGAGAUGCCAUUAAAUUAAUAGAGUGUGCAA
Messenger RNA from Stegostoma tigrinum, 6361 nucleotides. RefSeq names its product monocarboxylate transporter 1-like. The transcript is spliced from 8 exons. The coding region runs from base 816 to 2375 and encodes 519 amino acids. The record is from RefSeq and is a predicted model, not a curated record. Gene Ontology annotation, biological process: transmembrane transport; monocarboxylic acid transport. Gene Ontology annotation, cellular component: membrane. Gene Ontology annotation, molecular function: monocarboxylic acid transmembrane transporter activity. Lineage: Eukaryota; Metazoa; Chordata; Chondrichthyes; Orectolobiformes; Stegostomatidae.